Messenger RNA from Cricetulus griseus (Chinese hamster), 3885 nucleotides. The record is from RefSeq and is a predicted model, not a curated record. Lineage: Eukaryota; Metazoa; Chordata; Mammalia; Rodentia; Cricetidae.
AUGGUGUACUGGCUGUCUUCACCUGGCUUCUCAGGUUGGUAUUUUGUAUGGCAUCUAUUUUUAUCUAAAUUCAAGUUUCUACGGGAACUGGUGGGAGACACAGGAUCCCAGGAAGGAGAUCAUGAGCCCUCCGGGUCUGAAACAGAAGAGGACCCUUCGGCUUCACCACAUAGGAUCAGAUCUGCUCGACAGAGAAGAGCGCCUGCUGCUGACGAAGGCCACUGACCGCCCUACGAGAAUAUGCUCUAAGGCAGUUAGGAGCCUCUGUCUUUAGUGACCUGGCUUUGAAAGUUACUGUGACUGAGGAACAUUUGCAAUUGGAUUUCUAUCCAGUUCAAAAAAAAUUUACAAGUAAGCCAUAUAGAAAAUAAAGGGAAUUUAAACCAAAUUGGACUGUUACAGAUUUCGUCUUGGAUAUUUUGCUUCACUGGGUCUACUUAACACUCUUACUCUUUGGAUUUUUCUUUUUUCUUUUUGCACUGGUGUAAAUCUGUAAACAUUUCAGGCUUGAAAAAACAUGAUGUUAAUAGUCAUAAAAUGUACCCUUUUCUUGACAUUUUAGCUUGUUAAUUCAGGAUGUAUCUCAUUACUGUCAACCAGGUGGUAGUCUUGUCAUUAUCCUAGCUCAUACAUAUGUGAGUUUGCAUCUAGUUACAGUGUCAUUACCUCAGCUGAUGUGUAUACUGUUGGUAUCAAAUAUAUCAGGUCUAAUUGGCAUUUUAAAAAUGUCUUCAAAAAGUACCAUUAAUCAGCAUUGAAAUGGAAGGUUAUUGCAUAUGCAGAAAACCAUGUAGACAGCAGUGGAGCAAGCAUGUUUGAUAUUAGUGAUGCCAACAUUCGCUGCUGGAGAAAUGAUCACAAGUCAAUGUUUCUUUGCAAAGAAACAACAAAAUGCUUUUACUGGACUUAAGAAAAGAAGAUACCCACAAGUUGAUGAAGAUAUGCUAUAUUUUGUCAGUGAGACAUUUGCAAAACAGGGCCGGAGAAAUUGCCAAAAUCCUCAGAAAUGAUCUAACAAAAUUCAAAGCAAGAAGAGACUGGUGUGGCCACUUCACAGAGAGGACUGCUGUUAAGACAUGAAAUGCUCUCUCCGGAGCUGCCUGCUGGUAUUAGACAGAAGGCAGUGGUAGGCAUCCCGUCAGGAAAUGCCGCAUCACAAAACAGAUCUAAUGACUAAUUUGAAGUGGUUUGGAAGAAGGGUGCUUGGAAUGUGAAGUUACAGUUAUAACUUAACCAGUUAAUUUCACACAUUCUUUACAUAGGCACAAGAUUUAUGUGAUAAAACUAUUUUAGAACAUGGGAUAAAUACAAACUAAAAUGUUUUUCUGUGAUACAAGGCAUAUGUCCUAGCUUAACGGGCAGUGUUUUUUUCUUAGAGCUACAUAUGGGGCAUCUUAAUUGAUGCUCACCUAGAUUAAGUAAAAAUUUGUAAAUUUACUUUUCAAGAUAGCAUUUAUUUAUUGGAGAACUUAAUUAUAAGUCUUACAGUGUUAACAGUUAUUUUCUAUGAAAUGCUUUUGGGGUAAACCUAUUGGGGGUUUUAGAGGUAUAGUUAGGAAUCUAAGAACUGUCUUCUCCUUUAGGGAGAGUGAGAUUGGUCCCUCCUUUAUAUGGGGACUCUUUAUGAGGGCUUGUGUUGUGGAGAAAAUACUUCAGACCUCAAAGAGUACUAGGGCUUGAAACAGUGGUUGAAAAAACCUGCUUACCUGUGUAAAAUGCCUCUUGCCAGGAGUCCGUGUUUGUUUUAACUGAACUUUGGACUGUUUACUAAAGAGAGAUGGAUUAAUGAACUUUCUAGUGUUGUCUGCUCUAGACAGAAAUGAGCUGCAAAGUCAAGUUCCUUUCCUGGUUCCUGUUCUUCAUGGUUGUGUUUAAUCUUGUUUGAUACCUCAUUCUUCAUUCUGGCAGAUUUUAUUUAUUGUCUACUGGCACUGCCCCAAAUUGAGUUCCUUAAGAACUGUUUGUAGACAUCCUAGCCCUUUGGGCACACAGGAAGUUUAGAGGAAAGCCUUCAUGUAUACAUUUUCUGGGGAAGAUGCCCAACAGCUGAGAGUGGCAUCUGUUCUGUUCUUCAUAGGGCAUACUAUGACCAGAAGGCAUGAAGAGCAGUGGUAUUGUUUCUAGCAUUGGUUUUUAACGAUUCUUAUACUAACUAAAUGUCACUAAGUGGGUUAAGGUGCCCCAAGGCAUCUUGAUACCCGGAGGUUGUUUACGUUAGAUUUUUUUUUUCAUAAUCUAAUGUUUUGAGCUCCAGGUUUUUUUUUUUUUUUUUUGCUUAUGUUUUGCAGUGGUUAUCUAAGGUUUAUAUAGCAAUAGGAAAAACUUUAAGCUGCAGGUGAGCUCUCUGUUGUGUCAGUAUUAAAGAAUGGUGGCUGAUGUCAUCACCCCUCACCCGUCCAACCUAUAACCAGGCCCAAACUAAUCUGUAGAUAUAUAUAUAUAGGGCAUUAUUUAUUGGUGUUUAUGUUUCUAGCAUAUAUUAUAAAACUUUAACAAAAACUGGUUGGCCCGAGAAAUAGUACCUUAUGGUGUAACAGCUCAUACUUCCGUGAAGACAUUUUGGAUGCCAGUAUGAAGCGUCUAAGGCAUAGUGCUUUGUGAAAAAUUGCUUUCAUGGAUCUCCUUUACCCCACCAAGAGAAGAGAAACCAUUGUCCCUCCUGGUGAAGUGCUUUUGUAGUUGUUAUAAGUGUCACACCUGCAUUCUCAGGUUCUCAUUGCAAGGGGUGUGGCCAAACUUCCAAGUUUAAAGACACAACAUACCACUACUAGAGUCUUGCCUGAUGACAUCAUCUCUUUGAGGAUGGAUUAGAAACUUGAGGACUCAGGUAGAUUGUUGUAGUUUCUUCACAGCCAACCCUUCCCAAAUUUUCUGUGGUUUGCCUCUGAAGGUAGGUGUUGUCUGUGGGUAGGUGUGUGUGUGUGUGUGUGUGUGUGUGUGUGUGUGUGUGUGUGUGUGUGUGUGUGUGUGUGUGUGUUUGCACAUUGCCCAUGUUGUGGCAUGGCUCAGAUUUAAAUGCCAAAACACUAAAGAUUUGUCUAAAAGUUAGUUGAGGCGUUAAAUACACCCGAAGAUAGCUUUUUAACUGAAUGGCUUCUCACCGUGGAAGUAGAUACUGGAUAGCUAUUUCAUGGACAUCUUGGCCUCUUUGUUUAGAUUAGACUUGACCAUUUCAAAAUGGUAUUUUGUUAAAAGUUUAGAAUAUGUAUGUGCUGACGUCUGGAACAUGAUGGAAAGCAGUACAUGUUUCAUGUUAAGAGGAACGAUGUUUGAAGUUAUUCUGAGUCCACAGUGCAAUCUUUUUUAAAGUCAGUUUUCCUGAGACGGUGUCUGACUGUGACUGGUAACCAGUGUAACUGCAGAUCUUGACUGGUAAAGUGCUUUUAUAUUUGAAAUUGACUUCAUAAAGCCAAUGGGCAGUCCUCUGAGCUCGGAAAAGCUCAGGCAACUGUCGAAUGGCGUUGGGUUAUAGAAUCUAGAAUCAAAGUACCUUGUAUUGUCUGCUGUUCAAGUGUCCCUGAGUUAGAAACUUCUAACAUAUUACGUUUUUACCCUGUAUUAGUAGAAGCUGCAUCUCCAUUUGUCGGAGCACAUGCUGCCUGCUGAGGACGGUCUAGCAUUAACCUCCAUGCCAGUUCUAUGCAUAACCAUUCACCAAACACUGCUGCUGUGGUUUCUAACAGGAGCCCCUCUGUCCUGUGCUAUGAUGCAUUGUCACCUUGUUGCUUGGCAAAUACAUUGUAAGGAAUUAGAGCUGUGUGUGUUAAUAGUACCUUUAUAUAAAUAACAAGAUGUAAAAUACAGAUGAGGGAUAUGCAAAUGAGUGAUGUUCCUGUCUUAGAAUAUCUAAAGCUUCUUGCACAGAAUAAAGGAAAAUGAAAGUAA